AUGCAGGUCAUGCAAGCAUGCCCGUGGGAAUUGCUCGAUGACUUUGCCUGCGACAGCUGCGUGGCUCCUCCACGCGGCUUCCGCCCAGCUGGGCUACUGGCAAAGGUCCGUGCAGCUCACGCAGCCUACGCUUCAGGACGAAAGCUCCUUCCACAACCAUUGUCCUGGACUGGCGGAGAGUUGACCUGCAAUCAAACCGCCACGGAUGCAAAGUAUGAGGCAGCCGCGCUGGCUGCCCCAGAUGGUGUUGCCCAACGCGUGGCAUGCUUGUAUCUUGCAGCGCUGCCGAAUGACUCGCCACCGAUCCGCAGGAUGGCACAGACCUUUGCUCGGCACUGUGAUUGGACAACAUUCUUUGCUUCACCGAGCCGAGAAGAGGAGACCCGCAGUUCCUGGCGCAUCAGCGUUGGUCGGCGCGAGUUUGAAAUCGUGACGACCUCUGUCCCCGUUAAGACGGCAUGCUUUAUGCGGAGCUGGAUGAAGAUGCAGUGGAGUGAUGCAGGCACACGAAGCCCAUCGAGGGUAUGGGUCAUAUAA
Symbiodinium natans is the source of this 537-nucleotide messenger RNA. NCBI's taxonomy places the organism in Eukaryota, Dinophyceae, Suessiales, Symbiodiniaceae. The record is from the annotation of a GenBank genome assembly.